GCGGCGGUGGUGGUGGCGGCGGCGGCGGCGGUAACAGCUGCGCGCAGGCGCGGGUGCGAACGGGAAACGCUGCAAGGGCCGAGCCGGGCCGGACGGUGGGGACGACGGAAGGCGACCAUGGCCGCGACGGCAAGUGGUGGCGGGCCCGGGGCGGCAGCAGGCGGCGCGGGCGCUGGGGGAACUGCGGCGGCCGCCUCGGGACUAGCGGUUUAUCGGCGGAAGGACGGGGGUCCGGCCAGCAAGUUCUGGGAGAGCCCGGAGACGGUGUCCCAGCUGGAUUCGGUUCGCGUUUGGCUGGGCAAGCACUACAAGAAGUAUGUUCAUGCAGACGCUCCUACCAAUAAAACGCUGGCUGGGCUGGUGGUGCAGCUUCUCCAGUUCCAGGAAGAUGCUUUUGGAAAGCAUGUCACCAAUCCGGCCUUCACCAAACUUCCUGCUAAGUGUUUCAUGGAUUUCAAAGCUGGAGGUACCUUGUGUCACAUUCUUGGGGCUGCUUACAAAUAUAAAAAUGAGCAGGGAUGGCGACGAUUUGACCUACAGAAUCCAUCUCGAAUGGAUCGUAAUGUGGAAAUGUUUAUGAACAUUGAGAAAACAUUGGUGCAGAAUAAUUGUCUCAACAGACCCAACAUCUACCUCAUUCCAGACAUUGAUCUAAAAUUGGCUAACAAGUUGAAAGAUAUCAUCAAACGACAUCAGGGGACAUUUACUGAUGAAAAGUCAAAAGCUUCCCACCAUGUUUAUCCAUAUCCUUCCUCACAGGAGGAUGAAGAAUGGUUGAGACCAGUGAUGAGGAAGGACAAGCAGGUGUUAGUACACUGGGGAUUUUAUCCCGACAGCUAUGAUACCUGGAUGCAUAGUAAUGAUGUUGAUGCUGAAAUUGAGGAUCCACCCAUUCCAGAAAAGCCGUGGAAGGUUCAUGUGAAAUGGAUUUUGGACACUGACGUUUUCAAUGAAUGGAUGAAUGAGGAGGAUUAUGAGGUGGAUGAGAACAGGAAGCCAGUGAGCUUUCGUCAGCGAAUUUCAACAAAGAAUGAAGAGCCAGUCAGAAGUCCAGAAAGAAGAGAUAGAAAAGCAUCAGCCAGUGCUCGUAAGAGGAAACAUUCACCUUCACCUCCCCCUCCCACACCCACAGAGUCCCGGAAAAAGAGUGGGAAGAAAGGCCAAGCUAGUCUUUAUGGGAAGCGCAGAAAUCAGAAAGAUGAUGAUGAGCAGGAAGAUCUUACCAAGGACAUGGAGGACCCAACACCUGUACCCAAUAUAGAGGAAGUAGUACUUCCCAAAAACGUAAACCCAAAGAAAGAUAGUGAAAAUACACCUGUUAAAGGAGGAACUGUAGCAGAUCUAGAUGAGCAGGAUGAAGAAACAGUUACAACAGGAGGCAAGGAAGACGACGAUCCUAGCAAAGGUGAUCCAAGUCGAUCAGUUGACCCUGGUGAAGAUAAUGUGACGGAGCAGACCAAUCACAUCAUUAUUCCUAGCUAUGCAUCAUGGUUUGAUUACAACUGUAUUCACGUGAUUGAACGGCGUGCUCUUCCAGAGUUUUUCAAUGGAAAGAAUAAAUCCAAGACUCCAGAAAUAUACUUGGCAUAUAGAAAUUUUAUGAUUGACACAUACCGCCUAAAUCCCCAAGAAUACUUAACCAGCACUGCAUGUCGGAGGAAUUUGACUGGAGAUGUAUGUGCUGUGAUGAGGGUUCAUGCCUUUUUAGAGCAGUGGGGACUCGUUAAUUACCAAGUUGACCCAGAAAGCCGACCUAUGGCAAUGGGGCCUCCUCCAACUCCUCACUUCAAUGUGUUAGCUGAUACUCCCUCAGGGCUUGUGCCUCUGCACCUUCGAUCACCUCAGAUCCCUGCUGCUCAGCAGAUGUUAAAUUUCCCCGAGAAGAACAAGGAAAAACCAAUUGAUUUGCAGAAUUUUGGUCUUCGUACUGACAUUUACUCCAAGAAGACAUUAGCAAAGAGUAAAGGUGCUAGUGCUGGAAGAGAAUGGACAGAACAGGAGACUCUGCUACUCCUGGAGGCCCUGGAGAUGUAUAAAGAUGACUGGAACAAAGUGUCGGAGCAUGUUGGAAGUCGCACUCAGGAUGAGUGCAUUCUCCACUUCUUGAGGCUUCCCAUUGAAGACCCCUACCUUGAAAACUCUGAUGCUUCUUUGGGGCCUCUGGCCUACCAGCCUGUCCCCUUCAGUCAGUCGGGAAAUCCAGUGAUGAGCACUGUGGCAUUUUUGGCAUCUGUGGUGGAUCCUCGUGUGGCAUCUGCUGCAGCAAAAGCAGCUUUGGAGGAGUUUUCUCGCGUUCGGGAAGAGGUACCACUGGAAUUGGUUGAAGCUCAUGUCAAAAAAGUACAGGAGGCAGCCCGUGUCUCUGGGAAGGUAGAUCCCACCUAUGGCCUGGAGAGCAGCUGUAUUGCGGGCACGGGGCCUGAAGAACCCGAGAAGCUGGAAGGAGCUGAAGAGGAGAAAAUGGAAGUAGAUACAGACAGCCAGCAGCCUGAGAAGGUAGAAAGCAAAGUAGAAAAUGAAGUGGAUGAUGCUGAUAAAACACAAGAUGGAGAAAAUGAGAAGCAUGAUGAGAAGGAGCCCGACAGUGAAGUUAGUGAGGAUACCAAAUCAGAUGAGAAGGAGACUGAAGAGAAGAAGGAACUCCCUGAUGCGUGUAAAGAAAAAGAAAAUGAGAUUGGGAAGAAGAAAGUAGAACAUGAGAUUUCUGAAGGAAAUGUUGCCACAGCUGCAGCAGCUGCUCUCGCCUCAGCUGCGACCAAAGCCAAGCACCUGGCUGCCGUGGAAGAGAGAAAGAUCAAGUCCUUGGUAGCACUCCUGGUUGAGACACAGAUGAAGAAAUUAGAGAUCAAACUUCGACAUUUUGAGGAGCUGGAAACUAUCAUGGACAGAGAAAAAGAGGCUCUGGAACAGCAGAGGCAGCAGCUGCUUACUGAGCGCCAGAAUUUCCACAUGGAACAGCUGAAGUAUGCCGAAUUGCGUGCCCGACAGCAAAUGGAGCAGCAGCAGCAGCAUGGCCAGAACCCUCAGCAGGCACACCAGCACACAGGAGGACCAGGCCUGGCCCCACUUGGCACAGCAGCACACCCCGGCAUGAUGCCUCAUCAGCAGCCUCCACCUUACCCUCUGAUGCACCACCAAAUGCCACCACCUCAUCCACCCCAGCCAGGUCAGAUACCAGGCCCAGGUUCCAUGAUGCCUGGGCAGCCCAUACCAGGCCGCAUGAUUCCCGCUGUGGGAGCCAACAUCCAUCCUUCUGGGGGUGGUCCUGCCCCCCCUGGUAUGCCACCGAUGCCAGGCAAUAUCUUAGGACCCCGGGUACCUCUUACAGCACCUAAUGGCAUGUAUCCACCUCCACCACAACAGCCGCCACCACAGCCACCUGCAGACGGGGUCCCUCCACCUACUGCUCCAGGCCCACCAGCCUCAGCUGCUCCUUGACCUGGAAGAAACAGGAAACACCAGCGCCCACCACCAUGGAACUUGGGUGACAAGACUUGCGUUUCUCAGCUUCCUCGUGUUUCUUUCAGGAUUUUUCUUGCAGCUCCAAGCACAUUUCCCGUGUCCCCCCAAUCCCCUUGCCACUCCCUCCAAGCUCUGACACCUCUUGUGUCAGGGCCUCUGCCUACACUCAAGAGGGAGCCUGUGGUGCCAGUAUAUGCUGGUCACUCAAAAUUACGUCUCCCCUGUCCUGUUGAGGGGGCUGUUGGCAGUCUGUUCCGCAGGUCAGCAUUAGUAUCCAUGUCUUCAUCAUCUUCACCCUCCUGCAGUUUUUGUUUUGUCUUCUGCUUCUGUGGAUACUGCUCUAUAAUCAUUGUCUUUCUUUUUUUGUUGUUAUCAUUAUUGUAAAGGAGAGCAUCUUAAGUUAAUAGGAACCAAAAAAUGGUGAUAGGCAGAAGGGGAUAGCUACAGGGGACACAACUGAAGGCAUUAUAAGUGACCUUACUUCUGCUUAUCUGAGCUAAGAAUCGUACAGUUGUCGGUGAAGCAUCAUGAGACUUUACCACACAUAAAAUGCACCAAAUUGGAAGAGAUGGGCAAGGAAACCCCACUGAUUCUCUUCCCUAGUGAGGGCUUCCACCCUGCCUGGCAGAACGAUCACUCUGGCUAUUGCAUGGCAGAGGCGAGCACAAACCAUAGAACACAACCCCUCCUUCCCCAGGCCCCCUGGUUCUGGUUCUCUAUGCAGAUGAGUUGUUGGGUUGUGGGCAGGUGUUUGGUUUCUCUGAAGGCAGUGUGAGUUCUAAGGGUUGGGUUUUAAGGUGGCAUCUUUAGUUCCUUAAACUGGCCACAAAGUUGUAUGGGAUCCAUGGCUAGCAGUGAGCCCCUAUGAAUCUAGCCUACGAUUCACUGCUUUGUAUGCAUUUUUUAUUUUUUUUUUCUCUUUGACAAAAAAACUAUAAAAUUUAAAAAAAAAAAAAGGUAGAUAGUUACAAACUUUUAGCUCCUGGAGCUUGGAUAGGAUGGCUUGGGGCAGCGGGGAGGAGGGUACAAGUCGCCAGACUACCUCUUGCUGUGGCCAAGAUAAGUGGAAUUGCGUGAAACGGUACUUCAGGCUUGAGUUAGGAUUGGAAGAUUAGGGCAGGUGCAUUGGCUUCGUGCGUUCUCCUGCCUCUUCUGAGACGUGGCAUUCCACCGGUUGCAGGGUUGUCAAGGAGAUGCUAAGGGUGAUAAGGAACUGACUUGGCAGGCAGAACAUGACACCUCAAGGCUUGGGGUGCUCGGGCUGGACAGGCAUGAUGCCUUUCCAGAGGAAGAGCCACAACAUGCCUUAAUUUGACCUUAGAUCUACCCCUGCUGACAAGUGACUUCGGAGUUUUGGUUUUCUCCUCUUGUCCUUCUGUCCUCCUAACCUUCCAUGCAUUGGAAAAGGGUGUUUUUGGUAGAGCUUGUUUUCCAAAGCACCUGGCUUCCUUGUGUAACUGUCAAGUGGCAGUUUUUUUGUUUAGAAUGCAAAGUGGAAUAUCAUUUGGAUAUCUUUUUCUAUGUAUUUUCUAAAGCUUUACAAAUGAGAAGGUGUAGGGGAGGUAUUUGUAAAACACCUUAGAAUUUUUUUCCUUAAUAUCAGAAAGCAAAAAAAAUAUAUGAAUGAAUGAAAAAAAUAAAAGAAAUAAACCACAAUUGAGAUUUGCCUUUCAAACCUUCAGGUCGGUCUCGACCCUGGUGGCCCUGGUCCCCCUCAGAGCACUGGCAUACUGCCACCAAAGGAGACCUUGCUCCUGUUGUUGUGUGUGUGGGUGGGGGACUCUCGCAGUAGGAGCAGAGAUGAGCGUGCUCCUGCUGGAGUUCAGCUCCAAUGCGUUGGCCUCCAGAAAGACCCCAGUGCCUUUUGACAGUGGCCAGGGUUUUCCCUACUUUCCGCCAGUCUUUCCUAAAGGAAACUCAUUCUAAAUACUUAACCUUUUCCCCUGGAAUCCUCGAAGGAAAAUGGAAUUCUGGUUCAUACUGUGGUCUCUUGUAACCUCAGGUCUUCAUUGUGAUCACUUUCAAAUUCACAAGAUCCAGGUGGAAAUGAUUUUACUAUGCCGGUUGUAAUUCUACAGAAUAACUGAAUUCUACACUGUUAUGUUUGAGUAUAAAUAGUGAUGCUUCCUUUUCAUGUCUCUAACCUGGCUUCAUUUCUGUAACACAGCCACCCAAUUUUGUUUGAAGGGGAAUAAUAUGUGGUUUUUGUA
Molecule: messenger RNA, 5672 nt
Organism: Ochotona curzoniae (black-lipped pika)
Lineage: Eukaryota; Metazoa; Chordata; Mammalia; Lagomorpha; Ochotonidae
Gene: SMARCC1
Product: SWI/SNF related, matrix associated, actin dependent regulator of chromatin subfamily c member 1
Exons: 28
Coding region: 118-3438 (1106 amino acids)
Biological process (GO): positive regulation of DNA-templated transcription
Cellular component (GO): npBAF complex; SWI/SNF complex; nBAF complex
Molecular function (GO): nucleosomal DNA binding; histone binding
Source: RefSeq, a predicted model, not a curated record